Alternaria incomplexa is the source of this 1143-nucleotide messenger RNA. RefSeq lists its product as uncharacterized. The record is from RefSeq and is a predicted model, not a curated record. Gene Ontology annotation, cellular component: mitochondrion. Lineage: Eukaryota; Fungi; Ascomycota; Dothideomycetes; Pleosporales; Pleosporaceae. Gene Ontology annotation, molecular function: 2 iron, 2 sulfur cluster binding; biotin synthase activity. Bases 1 to 1143 code for a protein of 380 amino acids. Gene Ontology annotation, biological process: biotin biosynthetic process. The transcript is spliced from 2 exons.
AUGGCUCAAAGAGUGCUUCUUCGAACAGGCCGGGGCUUGUCGCUCGCGCCUCGCUCCCUGCAGAUCACCCGCUCCUUCAGCACCGUUCUCGAUAUCCCUGUUGACCCUGGAACUCAACAAUUACGCUCAUCAACGCGGACAGGCUCCGUCUUCGAGAACGCGCUCAAUGCGAGUGCGCCCAGGACGAGCUGGACGAAGGAGGAGAUUGCUGAAUCAUCGCGUUACGACACAGGGUUGAAAGCCACGAAACUGUCAUCGGUUGACUCAGUCCUGGAAGCUGCGCGGGUCGCAAAAGAGAAUGGAAGCUCGAGAUUCUGCAUGGGAGCUGCCUGGAGAGACAUGCGAGGCCGCAAGACCAAUCUCAAGAACAUCAAGGAGAUGAUUAAGGGGGUUCGCGGCAUGGGUAUGGAGGCAUGUGUCACUUUGGGUAAGAACCGAGUUUACGAACUGCAUGUGAGACAUACACUGACUUCAUGUUCCUACACAACAGGUAUGGUUGAUGCCGCGCAAGCAAAAGAGCUCAAAGACGCUGGAUUGACUGCAUACAACCACAACGUUGAUACCAGCCGGGAACACUACCCCAGUGUUAUCACCACACGCACCUACGACGAGCGACUCGCCACCAUCAAGAACGUUCAAGAAGCGGGCAUCCAUGUGUGCACCGGCGGUAUCCUUGGUUUAGGCGAGAAGGCUCGUGACCACGUCGGUCUCAUUCACACCGUCGCAACACUGCCAGCCCAUCCCGAGAGCUUCCCCGUCAACGCCCUAGUACCGAUCAAAGGCACACCACUCGGCGAGACACAAGCCAUCUCCUUCGACGCCAUCCUACGAACCAUCGCUACCGCGCGACUCGUCAUGCCGACCACCAUCAUCCGUCUCGCGGCUGGCCGCCACACAAUGCGCGAGGAGAAGCAGAUUAUGUGUUUCCAAGCGGGCGCCAAUGCCGUCUUUACGGGCGAGAAGAUGUUGACGACUGCUUGUAACGGUUGGGAAGAGGAUAAGGCUAUGUUUGGCAGGUGGGGACUGAGGCCUAUGAAGAUGGAGGAGACAAUUGGAGAGCAGCGCAAGCUUCCUGGACAGGAUGAAGCUGAAGCGGUUGUUGCGGCUGCUGAGGCGGAGGCUACGGUUCAGGCACUUGCUUGA